This is a messenger RNA of Liolophura sinensis, 585 nucleotides long. Its product is annotated as small conductance calcium-activated potassium channel protein 2-like. The record is from RefSeq and is a predicted model, not a curated record. The transcript has a single exon. Gene Ontology annotation, cellular component: membrane. Gene Ontology annotation, molecular function: small conductance calcium-activated potassium channel activity; calmodulin binding. Lineage: Eukaryota; Metazoa; Mollusca; Polyplacophora; Chitonida; Chitonidae. Gene Ontology annotation, biological process: potassium ion transport. Bases 1 to 585 code for a protein of 194 amino acids.
AUGGCCAUGCACGCCGAUUACGUACUGACGGCCGUCAUGGUGCUUAUGUUUCUCGUAGCCAGCUGGCUGUUCCGAGCCUGUGAGAUUUAUGUGAGUGAGACACAGCUUCACGGAAAUCUGUUGGAUGCCAUGUGGCUUGUGGCCAUUACGUUCUUGUCGGUCGGCUACGGGGACAUCUUCCCUCAUUCCUACUGCGGCCGUACCAUCUGCGUAGUGACCGGUAUCAUGGGCGCUGCCUGCACCGCGCUCGUCGUAGCCGUCUUCGCCAGGAAACUAGAGCUCUCGCGCUCCGAAAGAUAUGUGCAUGACUUUGUAAUAGACGUCGAUUUAGAAAAGAAACGCAAGCAUGCUGCCGCCAACAUCCUCAAAGCCGGUUGGUUGGUGUACAAAUUCAAAAGAAUCGGCAGCCAUGCUUACCACGUCAGAAAGUAUCAGCGAAAAUUACUCAAAUCCAUUCAUACAAUCCGCGAGAUAAAAGCUGCCCAGCGACGUCUUAUAGACGGGGCAGUGACAAUAAUUGAAAUGAACAAGGGUCAAGCUCGCCUUUCAAGGGAUGUGAUACUUAUUAGAGAAAGACAAAACUAA